This is a messenger RNA of Aedes aegypti (yellow fever mosquito), 3656 nucleotides long. RefSeq names its product chromatin-remodeling complex ATPase chain Iswi (gene Iswi). Gene Ontology annotation, biological process: nucleosome organization; regulation of transcription by RNA polymerase II. Lineage: Eukaryota; Metazoa; Arthropoda; Insecta; Diptera; Culicidae. Gene Ontology annotation, cellular component: nucleus; chromatin. The record is from RefSeq and is a predicted model, not a curated record. The transcript has 4 exons. The coding region runs from base 149 to 3232 and encodes 1027 amino acids. Gene Ontology annotation, molecular function: histone binding; nucleosome binding; ATP hydrolysis activity.
CGGCAUCCAUUUUUCUUUUGGCACAAAGUCGCCGCUCUUUUCCUCUCAUCUUCGCGUUUACAGACGGCUUCGGAGCGAGUGGUUGAAAUUUUGUGAAUUUUUCCGGUGGAAUUUUGCGAGUAAAUCGGACCGUAAAUAACGCGUAACCAUGUCCAAGGAGGAGGAGACCGUCGAAACGGCGGAUACCAAUGAAAAUUCGAAUGAAUCCAACUCGGAUACAACGUCGUCCCACACCAAGGAACCGGAUUACGAUGCGACGCUGGAAACGGACCGGAGCAAACGGUUCGAUUUCCUGCUGAAGCAGACGGAGAUUUUUGCCCAUUUCAUGCAAGCUGCCCCGGCGAAGGGUUCCUCGGGAAGUCCACCGGCAAAGGCGAAAGGAAAAUCGAAAAAGAGCGACAAAGCGGAGAAGCAGCCGACUACGAGUUCCUCCAGUGGCGAUCCGGGAGAUCAUCGACAUCGCAAGACAGAACAGGAGGAAGAUGAGGAACUGCUGGCGGAAACGAAUACCAAGGCGAAAACGGUGUUCCGGUUUGAAGCUUCACCGCCCUACAUCAAGACUGGAGAGAUGAGAGAUUACCAAGUCCGAGGUUUGAAUUGGAUGAUCUCGCUGUACGAAAAUGGUAUUAACGGUAUUCUGGCUGAUGAGAUGGGGCUUGGAAAGACCUUGCAGACCAUUUCGCUGUUGGGUUAUUUGAAGAACUUCCGGAACAACCCCGGACCGCAUAUCGUGAUUGUUCCGAAGUCAACUCUGCAGAAUUGGGUUAAUGAGUUCGGCAGGUGGUGUCCUUCGUUGCGAGCGGUUUGCCUGAUCGGUGACCAGGAGACGAGGAAUGCGUUCAUCCGGGAUGUCCUGAUGCCUGGGGAAUGGGAUGUCUGCAUCACGUCUUAUGAGAUGUGUAUCCGAGAGAAGGCCGUUUUCAAGAAGUUCAACUGGAGAUACAUGGUGAUUGACGAAGCUCAUCGUAUUAAGAACGAAAAGUCCAAGCUUUCGGAAAUCUUGCGGGAAUUUAAGACGGCCAACCGCCUGUUGCUGACGGGUACCCCUCUGCAGAACAAUUUGCAUGAGUUGUGGGCUUUGCUGAAUUUCCUGCUUCCGGAUAUUUUCAACAGCGCUGACGAUUUCGAUUCAUGGUUCGACGCAAACGAGUGCAUAGGGGACAAUAAAUUGAUCGAACGUUUGCACGCGGUUUUGAAGCCUUUCUUGCUUCGUCGAUUGAAGUCGGAAGUGGAGAAGAGACUGCUGCCGAAGAAGGAAGUCAAGAUCUUCGUGGGACUGUCCAAGAUGCAACGCGAGUGGUACACGAAAAUUCUCAUGAAGGACAUUGACAUCGUAAACGGAGCUGGCAAGAUGGAGAAGAUGCGUCUGCAGAACAUUCUGAUGCAGCUGCGGAAGUGCACCAACCACCCGUAUCUGUUCGAUGGCGCUGAACCCGGUCCACCCUACACGACUGAUUAUCAUCUUUUGGAGAACAGCGGAAAGAUGGUCGUUUUGGACAAGCUGCUGACUAAACUACAAGAGCAAGGAUCUCGAGUGCUGGUUUUCAGUCAGAUGACUCGUAUGUUGGACAUUCUGGAGGAUUACUGCUACUGGCGUGGCUAUCAGUACUGUCGUUUGGAUGGUCAAACUCCCCAUGAAGAUCGUACGAAGAUGAUCGAUGAGUACAACGCGGAGAACAGUUCCAAGUUCAUCUUCAUGUUGUCGACCCGUGCUGGAGGAUUGGGUAUCAAUUUAGCUACUGCCGAUGUGGUCAUUAUCUACGACUCAGAUUGGAAUCCGCAGAUGGAUCUGCAAGCUAUGGAUCGUGCCCAUCGUAUUGGCCAGAAGAAGCAGGUUCGAGUUUUCCGUCUUAUCACCGAAAACACUGUCGAGGAGAAGAUCGUCGAACGGGCGGAAAUCAAGCUGAAGCUGGAUAAGUUGGUCAUUCAGCAAGGACGACUCGUGGAUAACAAAACCAAUCAGCUUAACAAAGAUGAAAUGUUGAACAUUAUUCGUUUCGGUGCUAAUCACGUGUUCCAGUCCAAGGACUCGGAGAUCACAGACGAUGACAUCGAUCGCAUCCUCCAGAAAGGCGAAGAGAAAACCGCGGAGCAAACUGCCAAGUUGGACAAAAUGGGCGAAUCUUCGCUGCGUAGUUUCACACUAGACACCGAAAACCUCGAGAAUCGUUCCGUCUACCAGUUCGAAGGCGAAGAUUACCGUGAGAAGCAGAAACUCCACGCCCUUGGCUCAUGGAUUGAACCCCCCAAACGUGAACGAAAGGCCAACUAUGCCGUUGAUGCCUAUUUCAAGGAAGCUCUCCGUGUCGCCGAACCGAAAGCCCCCAAAGCGCCCCGCCCACCGAAGCAACCGAUUGUACAAGACUUCCAGUUCUUCCCGCCGAGGCUAUUCGAGCUGCUCGAUCAGGAAAUCUACCACUAUCGCAAAUCCGUCAACUACAAAGUCCCCAAGAACCCCGAUCUGGGACCGGAAGCGAACAAAGUCCAGCGCGAAGAGCAGCGCAAAAUCGACGAAGCGGAACCGCUGAGCGACGAUGAACUCGUCGAGAAGGAAUCUCUCCUGACGCAGGGCUUCACCAACUGGAACAAACGGGACUUCAACCAGUUCAUCAAGGCGAACGAAAAGUUCGGCCGCGAUGACAUCGAGAAUAUUGCCCGGGAGGUGGAGGGUAAAACGCCGGAGGAAGUCAUGGAGUACAGUGCGGUGUUUUGGGAGCGCUGCCACGAGCUGCAGGACAUCGAACGACUGAUGGCGCAGAUCGAGAAGGGCGAGGCGAAGAUUCAACGCCGGGCGUCGAUCAAGAAGGCUCUGGAUAGCAAGAUGUGUCGCUACCGGGCCCCGUUCCACCAGUUGCGGCUCGCGUACGGCAACAACAAGGGUAAAAACUACACCGAAGAGGAAGAUCGCUUCCUGGUAUGCAUGCUGCACAAGUUGGGCUUCGACAAGGAGAACGUCUACGAAGAGCUGCGGACGGCGGUUCGCUCGGCUCCGCAGUUCCGCUUCGAUUGGUUCCUCAAGUCCCGAACGGCGCUGGAAUUGCAACGUCGCUGCAAUACGCUGAUCACGUUGAUCGAGCGCGAAAAUCAAGAACUCGAAGAGAAGGAACGGCAGGAGAAGAAGAAGAAGACCGCACCGGCCGGGGGAACUCAGAAACCGGCCGCAGGAAAGCGCAAGGCCGAAACCGCCACGACACCCAGCGAUAAGAACAGCAAGAAAAAGAAGAAGACCUAAAUCCUUGUUUUAGGGCUGUACUCUUUUAGUGAUUAUGACAAACAAACAUUCUUAGAAUUACUCAAUUUUUAGUUUGACCUUGAAUCAACAAAAAAUAGCGAUUAACAAACUAUUUUGUAAGGUAUCCAUUUUUACACAUCAGCAUCAGCAAGGAUUUGUGUCAUUCUCAGCAGUGAUUAAUUUAUUAUAUCGAGUAUUACAUGCUACAAUCCUAGCUUUUCGUUAUACAGUGAUGAUGAGUCUAGUACGUUUGCGAAGCGCGCUCCGCAAUAAAAAAGGUUCGUCGGCUGAGUGGAACUAUCGGUUGAAACGAAAAAGACGUAAGAUUAAUGUCUGCAAGUCCUACUGUUUUACAAUAUGAAGCUUAACGCAACACAAAAUACAAUUAGCACCCACCAGUUUCGUGGUAUAAACAUAAUCAAAA